Molecule: messenger RNA, 1260 nt
Organism: Anopheles darlingi
Lineage: Eukaryota; Metazoa; Arthropoda; Insecta; Diptera; Culicidae
Exons: 3
Coding region: 141-797 (218 amino acids)
Source: RefSeq, a predicted model, not a curated record
UCGAGGCAGGUGUGAGGUUGGUCCGAUCUGAUCCGAUUAGUGGUUGGGAGUGAGCAGUGCAGUGAGCAGUAGAGUGUCACAGAACACGCACACACACACACACACGGUGUUUUGCUUUUGGAAUAUCAGUUUGGAUCGCGAUGGCACGGCUAGGAGUGUUGUGGUUUAUGGCGGUGGCUCUCGUGACUAUGGCCACAGCUGGACCGGUGGAGACCACUAGGAAUCCUUUGAUAAUAAGCGCUGAACAAUUAACGCGAUCCGCGGCCAAUGGAACGGGUUUGUCUGCGAUCGAUUUGAACGAGCCGAAUUUAAAUCAGUUGCCAAAGGAAGAUACCCCAGAGCCUCCUAUUACGACGACUGAGGCUACUACUGAGACUGAGACUGAGACGGCUGAGAGUACUACAGGAACAACAACAGCUGAAAGUACUACUGCAUCGAUCGCACAAACUACUACGACAACGGCUGCGGCAACAACGGAGAGUACUACAGUCGAAAUAACAGUAACUACUACGACUGCUGCCCCCGUUACUACAACUGAAAGCAGCACCCCCGAAUCUACGACAGCUACCACCGAAACGGAAAGCGUAACGACGGAAGUAUCGACCGAAUCGGUUACAGCGACCGAUUCGACGGUGCCCGAUACGACGGUGCCUGAUACGACGGUACUAGAUACGACGGUUACUACGAUCGCAACGGAAACCACGACCAGCGGUACUAGCCGUCUUCAAUCGCUGGCUAGUGUCUUUCUGGUGACGCUCCUGGCAGCCGCCGGUAACGCUCGAAGCAGGCUAUCAUAGAAAGAGGCGUCCCUAGGUGUCAGAUGUGUACUUAAGUUUGUGUUUGUGUGUGUGUGUCAGUGUGUUUCAGUUUUGUGAGUUAGUAAGGUAGAGUAGUACAAUUGCAACUCUGCGAUGGACCUUUGCCUUAAGGUCAGGACAUCGUAUCAAAUGAUUAUGAGUGAAAAUUACCAACCGAUUGUCCGGCGGCACGGGAUUAUCAAGUAACGCACCGUGGUGAGUGUGGUGAUUAGGAGCGAAGAGUAGAAGAACUAAUGCGCUAGGAUGAUUAGAUGCCGAGCAUAAUCAGCCGAGACAACCGUCGAGAUGCGCCUCUGUUUGUCGCGUGCCUGCUUCUCGACCAGCAAAUGGUGGUACGAUGUUGGUGCUAUACUUGGGGCUUGGGGCUUGGGGUUUGUUGUACUGUUGUUACCAGGCGGAAUGCAAUAAACCAGGAAGUGGAGAAUAAAGUAGAUUCGGAAAU